AUGGCGCGCCCGCAUGUCGAGCCGCCGGCGCUCGGGGCCGACGAUAUCAACGUGAGCUUUCCAAUACCACGGCCAAUUUCUGUCUUUCAGUUGUCGGGGGUAUCAAGUACAGGCAGCGGCCGCUUCGUGCUACCGGAUUUGGCACUACGUAAAGUGAUAAAAAAACCAAUUUUUGAGAAUUUUGAUGAGUCAGCGUAUAAUGUCAAGCCACCAACCCAGAUGUUGCGUUUUAUUGACGGAUUACGGUACCAUAAACCAACCUCUAAAGAGAGUGAAGCAUUAAACCUCAGCAGUGCCACUGAAAGAAUUUAUCUUCAUGUGCUAAAUGAUAUUCUGAUGAUGUGUGGAGCCCGCAAAGGAGCGCGUUUUAGCUCGUUGGAUGUUAAUAGAUUGAGAGCAAUUGCUGACCAAUUAGGAUCGAGAUAUGAAGCCGUGGAUAAAACUUUUCGCACACUUUCAACGGAUGUGAUGAGGUAUCGCUUUCAAGGAGUGACGAGACUGGAAGAUGAUCCGUCGCACUUUGAGUUUCUUGCCAAUCGUCGUCGCAAUAGUUUAGUUGGGAUGGAAUUGCUGAAUCUUGAGGACCAAGUGAGACGAAAGGCGUUUCACUUUCAAUGGCUGGCUCGACAGUAUGUGGUAACAUUUGCACAGCUCAAGACAGCGAUGCAAGAGAUCUGUGAUCGUGUCCAGAAAGACAUGGCUGUUUUGGGAGCGCUAUCAGCGCCUACACUUGCAGAUAUCAACGAUGCAGUAGAAGCAGAGUUUGAGUCGAAAACACACCGACCGUUUCCAACGUUCCUCUUUGUCCUCAUUCAGAAAUACCAUCGCGAGCAACGCAAUAAAAGUACGGUGUGGACCAUUCACUCGGACGAACCGCCUGUAGACUCCAUCGGGCACUUCGUCCUCUAUUUAUCUAGUGUCUUGCUCCAACCGGCACCGAUGACGGCAGCAGAGCUGCACAGUGUUCAAGUGCUCUUGCAAAUUGUUAAGGCAGAAUUCCGGAUAGAUUAUCACUCGAUGAUUCUUGUGGUGACUAAGGUAGUACAAGCAGACGGCCAAGUGAUCGUGAACACCUUAUCCCGUUCAUGGCCAGAUAGCGUAACAACCGGCGUUGAGCAUCCGUGUCGGCAUGCCAGCGAUGUCCGAGUACUCACGCACGAGACAAUGGGUUCUCUGCUCUUUGCCUUCUUGACGACAGUCCGAGAGCUACGAUUAGUACCGCGUAAGAAAGAGCUUCUAAAUCGCGGGAAGAAGAUGAAAGAGACAUAG
Peronospora farinosa is the source of this 1269-nucleotide messenger RNA. The record is from the annotation of a GenBank genome assembly. Lineage: Eukaryota; Oomycota; Peronosporomycetes; Peronosporales; Peronosporaceae.